This is a messenger RNA of Zonotrichia leucophrys gambelii, 1332 nucleotides long. RefSeq names its product myb-related transcription factor, partner of profilin-like. Bases 212 to 1207 code for a protein of 331 amino acids. The record is from RefSeq and is a predicted model, not a curated record. NCBI's taxonomy places the organism in Eukaryota, Metazoa, Chordata, Aves, Passeriformes, Passerellidae. Gene Ontology annotation, cellular component: nucleus. The transcript is spliced from 2 exons.
GGAGCGGCGCGCGGCGGGGCCGGCAGGGGGCCCGGUGCAGCCCCGGCCCGUCCGGUCCGUCCCGGAUCCGGUUACGGCAGCGCCCGACGGGGGCUGCCGGGGGUCUCCGGCUCCGCUUCCCCCGCUUAGUACCGGGGAACCGGUGCAGGGCACACGGCGGCGGCAAUGGACGGCGGGGCGGCGGCAUGAGGCGGCGGAGGCGGCGGGGAGCAUGGCGGCGGCGGGCGGCGGCGGGGCGCGGCGGGGACUGCUAAAGCGGAAGCCGAACUUCACGCUGCAGGAGCUGGAGGUGCUGAUGAGCGAAGUGCUCCGGUACGAGCCGCUGCUGUUCGGCGCCGCCGCCGGUACCGUGAACGCGUACGAGAAGCAGAAGAUCUGGUGGCGGAUCACGCACAAGGUGAACGCCGCCGGCCGCCACCAGCGCGACAUCGGCGAGGUGAAGAACCGCUGGCGGGGGCUGCGCCGCCGCGCCGGGGACAAGAUCAGCCGGCACCGGCUGGAGCGGCAGGGCCCGGCCGGCAGGGCCGCCGCCAGGAACGGGAGCACCGGGAAUAACGGGAGCAACGGGAACGGCGCGGCCGAGCCCGGAGCGGGGCCCGCCCCCGCCCCCGUCUGGGGUCCUCGCAGCGCCGCCGGAACCGAGCCUUCGAUGCGCAGCGCCGAGGGGUCGGCACAGCACGGUGUAAAGGAGGAGCCGGUAAAGGAGGAGCCUUUGGAGGUGAAGACUGAGCCCUUCCACGGUCCCGCUGCCGACGGUGCUCCCGGCCGCGGCUCAGACUGUCGGCUGCCCCGCACCGGCAUCUGCCCGCCCAGCGAGCUGUGCGAGGGCUGGAGCCGGAGCCCCCCGCGCUCCGCACCCUCCGAACUCCCCCUCGGCGACCUCCGCGGGCCGCAGGAGCCGCUGGGCUCCGACUUCCCGAGUCUGCUGUUGGAGCAGGAGGCCGAGCAGCUCAGUCACUGCGGCGCGGGAGAGGCGGGGCCCCCCAGGGGGCUGGACGGGACCCCCGAGCGCCCCCAGCUCAGCCUCGUGCAGUCCAACGAGCGGCUGGUGCAGGAGCUGCGGGCGUUCCGCCGGGAAUACGCCGAGAGCCGCCGGGAGACCGCGGCCGUGCUGCGCGGCAUCGCCCAGGCGCUGGGCGGGCUCAGCCGCAGCCUGGCCGAAAUCCGUGACCUCUACCUCCGGGAGCGGGGGGUCCCCGAAUCCUGAGCCUCCCACGCAGCUGGCUGUGUACACACACCCCAGAACCCAUGUCGCUGCUUUUAUUAUUAUUUCUUUUCCUGUCCAUCCCACUUCAAUAAAACUCGGAGCUGCUCCCCCAUGGCUCCCCCCAC